AUGGCGGCGAUACUACCGACAGCGUACCCGGAUGCGAGGCAACAGGCCCAGAAUGGGGCGGCGGUGGACAACAUCGACCACUCUCUCGAUGGAGAGUCAAGGUUCGGCGAGAUCGUUGCCAUCCUCAUCGUUGGCUCCGUACUAUCAUCAGUUGCGGUCGGACUCAGGGCGUUCACGAGACUGUGCAUGCUUCGGACGUUUGGUAUGGAUGACAUAGUCAUGAUAGCGGCACAGGCACUUGCACUUGGUUCUGCAGUAGCUAUUGGACUGGAGGGACAGUACGGCCUUGGAUCUCACUCAUGGGUGCCACCUCCCGAGGACUACGUCCCAUACAUGAAGUCCUUUUACAGCUCCGUCGUUGUGUACAACAUCGCCAUCUGCCUCGUCAAGAUUUCGAUUCUCUUCCAAUACCGCAGAAUCUUUGCCAACGAGAUCAUGCAAAAGUUAACCAUGGGAGGGCUGAUUUUCAUGGGGCUCUGGACCUUCACGCUCUCCAUCCUUCUGCCACUGGUGUGCUACCCAGUCGCCAAGUUCUGGGACGAUAGCAUAGACGGCAAAUGCCUGGACUACUUGACGAUAUGGUACGCGAUGGCAGGCGUCAACCUGGUGUCCGACUUCGUCAUCUUCAGCAUGCCCAUUCCCGUUAUCAAGUCGCUCCAACUCCCACGCCGGCAGAAGCGCAUGCUGCUCCUGGUGUUCGGCCUCGGAUUCUUUACUUGCAUCAUCUCCGCCCUUCGGAUCCGAACCCUCCGCGUCGCAGCCGAUACCAAGGACCCGUACUGGGACAACGUGGAUGCAGCCACAUGGUCGUUCCUGGAAGUCACUAUUGGAAUUUUAGCAGCAUGCUUGCCGACUCUCCGACCGAUUUUCGUCUCCCUUCUGCCUCGAAUCUUCAAUGGGUCCUCUUUCCACGGCAAGAGCAGCGGCAGACCAUCGAGAUACGCGAACCCCUAUGUGCAAGCGAGCCACAAUGACAGAGCCACCGGUCCGCUGUACAAGAGCCAGCAGCCGCCAUCAUCAAGCAGCACGGAAGGCCUGAACCACAAUGAGGACAUCGAAAUGGGCGCACGCGAGGCCGAGUCAUCUAAAGACUACACGGUCACCGUGACUGCUAGCAGAUCGAAGAGCCCCGAGAACAAGCUCCACCGGCUGAAGAGCCAAAGAGACUCUGCUGAAAGACAGGCUAUCGGGCAGAUCAUGACAACAACAGUUGUGACACAGGAGGUGACGUUUGAGCGACCGACCAAGUCUUGA
Molecule: messenger RNA, 1254 nt
Organism: Colletotrichum gloeosporioides
Lineage: Eukaryota; Fungi; Ascomycota; Sordariomycetes; Glomerellales; Glomerellaceae
Exons: 5
Coding region: 1-1254 (417 amino acids)
Source: RefSeq, a predicted model, not a curated record